AUGUCGGCUCUAACCCAGAAGCUGGCUUCACCGAUCUCUUCUGCCAUUUCAAGAAGGUCACUCAAAAAGUUGUUGGAUUUGAAAAGGUUCGCAUCCACAUUUGUUAUCAAGAAUCCAAAUUCAUAUAGCAGCAACUACAAUUCCUUCAAUCUCAACUCAAUUGUGAGAAAUCAAGCCAGAUUACCUCAAGGAAUCAACUACACCCACACACGUUUCCAUUCUUAUCAUUCCCAUUCAAGAAUGUGUCAAUCCGCCGGUGGUGUUGCCACAAACAUCCCUUCUGAUCGUGAGGUUUUACCAACUAAUGUCAAACCAAUCAAAUACGAUUUAACUUUUGAUCCAAAUUUCGAAACUUUCAAAUUCGAUGGUAAUGCUAAAAUUGAUCUUGAUGUUUUAGAAGAAUCAAACACUAUAACUUUACACACUUUAGAUAUUGAAAUCCAUUCCACAAAAGUUGGUGAAAUAAAACCAACUGGUACUAAAUUCGAUGAAGCAAAACAAUCAGUUACUUUCACUUUUAAAGAUAACUUCACGAAAGGUUCUAAAAUCACAAUUGAUAUUGAUUUCACUGGUGUUUUAAAUAAUAAUAUGGCUGGGUUUUAUAAAUCAAGUUAUAAAGAAAAUGGUGAAACUAAAUAUUUAGCAACCACUCAAAUGGAACCUACUGACUGUCGUCGUGCUUUCCCUUCAUUUGAUGAACCUGCCUUGAAAGCCAUUUUUGACAUUACUUUGGUUUGUGAUAAUCACUUGACUGCUUUAUCAAAUAUGGAUGUUAAAGAAGUCAAACAACUUGAUAAUGGUAGAAAAGCCACUGUUUUCAACUCUACUCCAUUAAUGUCAACUUAUUUAGUCGCCUUCAUUGUUGGUGAAUUGAAAUAUGUUGAAUCUAAUGAUUUCAGAGUCCCUGUUAGAUGUUAUGCAUCCCCAGGUUUAGAAAAACAAUGUCAAUAUUCUGCAGAUUUAACUGCUAAAACUUUAGCCUUUUUCGAAAAAGCUUUUGACAUUAAAUAUCCAUUACCAAAGCUCGAUAACGUUGCAAUUGCUGAUUUCUCUGCUGGUGCAAUGGAAAAUUUUGGUUUAGUUACUUAUCGUGUUGCUGAAUUAGUUUAUGAUGAAGAAAAUUCAACCUUGGCUACAAAGCAAAGAAUUUCAGAAGUUGUUCAACAUGAAUUGGCCCAUCAAUGGUUUGGUAAUUUAGUCACUAUGGAAUGGUGGGAAGGUUUAUGGUUAAAUGAAGGUUUUGCCACUUGGAUGUCUUGGUAUUCAUGUAAUGAAUUUUAUCCAGAUUGGAAAGUUUGGGAAUCUUAUGUUUCUGAUAGUUUACAACAAGCUUUGAAUUUGGAUGCUUUAAGAUCUUCACAUCCUGUUGAAGUCACCGUUAAAAGAGCUGAUGAAAUUAAUCAAAUCUUUGAUGCUAUUUCUUAUGCAAAAGGUUCCUCUUUAUUGAAAAUGAUUUCUGGUUGGUUAGGUGAAGAUGUUUUCAUUAAAGGUGUCUCAAACUAUUUGAAAAAACAUCAAUUUGGUAAUACUCAAACUGAAGAUUUAUGGGAAGCUUUAUCUGAAGCUUCUGGUAAAGAUGUUGUGAAAGUUAUGGGUAUUUGGACUCAAAAAACUGGUUACCCAAUCAUUUCUGUUGAAGAAGAUGCUGAAAAUGGAACUAUCAAAGUUAAACAAAAUCGUUAUUUAUCAACCGGUGAUGUUAAACCUGAAGAAGAUGAAGUUAUUUUCCCAGUUUUCCUUGCAUUAAGAACUCAAGAUGGUAUUGAUAAAUCUGUUGUUUUAGACUCAAGAGAGAAAACUUUGAAAUUGGAAAAAGGUUUAGAUUUUUAUAAAUUGAAUGGUGAUCAAUUUGGUUAUUACAGAACUUCAUACCCACCAGAACGUUGGGCAAAAUUAGGUAAAGCCGGUUCUGAAGGCUUAUUAUCUGUUGAAGAUCGUACAGGUUUAGUUGCUGAUGCAGGUGCCUUGGCCACUUCAGGUUAUCAAUCAACUUCAAACUUGUUGAGUUUAGUUCACAGCUGGAAAAAUGAAACAAAUUAUGUUGUUUGGACUGAAAUUAUUACAAGAGUUGCUGCGGUUAAAAACGCUUGGAUUUUUGAAGAUCAAGCUGUUACAGAUGCAUUAAAACAAUUUUCAAAAUCACUUGUUGCCCCAACAAUCCAUUCAUUGGGUUGGGAAUUUAAAAAAUCUGAUUCAUUCAAGGAUCAAAAUUUGAAAACUGUCUUGUAUGGUUCUGCUUCUGCUUCUGGUGAUGAAAUUAUUACAAAACAUUCUCUCGAAAUUUUCAAAAAAUAUGUUGAAGGUGAUAAAAAGGCUAUUCAUCCAAAUAUUAAACCUUCAGUCUUUGCAACAGUGGCUCGUAAUGGUUCCACUAAAGAAUAUGAACAAAUUUUGGAUAUUUAUAAUAAUCCAAUAUCUCCAGAUGAAAAAAUUAUGGCUUUAAGAACAUUGGGUAGAUUUGAAGAACCUGAAUUAAUUCAAAGAACUUUAGGUUUAUUAUUUGAUGAAAAUACCAUUAAAAACCAAGAUAUCUAUGUCCCAAUGCAAGGUUUACGUACUCAUAAAGCUGGUAUUGAAGCAUUAUGGAAAUGGGUUCAAUUGAAUUGGGAUGAUAUUAUUAAAGUUUUACCACCAGGAUUUUCAUUAUUAGGUUCAGUUGUUAAAAUUUCAACUUCAGCUUUCUCAAGUGAUGAAAAAAUUGAAGAAAUCCAAAAAUUCUUUGCAACAAAAGAUACUAAAGGUUUCGAUCAAGGUUUAGCUCAAUCUCUAGAUACUAUUAGAUCUAAAAGUCAAUGGAUUAAAAGAGAUAGUGAAGAUGUUAACGCUUGGUUAACUGAACAAGGAUUUUUGAAAAAAUAA
Molecule: messenger RNA, 2859 nt
Organism: Hansenula anomala
Lineage: Eukaryota; Fungi; Ascomycota; Saccharomycetes; Phaffomycetales; Wickerhamomycetaceae
Gene: APE2
Product: metallo-aminopeptidase
Exons: 2
Coding region: 1-2859 (952 amino acids)
Biological process (GO): proteolysis; peptide catabolic process
Cellular component (GO): cytoplasm
Molecular function (GO): metalloaminopeptidase activity; zinc ion binding; peptide binding
Source: RefSeq, a predicted model, not a curated record